Ictalurus punctatus (channel catfish) is the source of this 2884-nucleotide messenger RNA. RefSeq names its product anaphase promoting complex subunit 7 (gene anapc7). Gene Ontology annotation, molecular function: protein binding. The record is from RefSeq and is a predicted model, not a curated record. Lineage: Eukaryota; Metazoa; Chordata; Actinopteri; Siluriformes; Ictaluridae. Bases 149 to 1846 code for a protein of 565 amino acids. Gene Ontology annotation, biological process: cell division. The transcript has 11 exons.
UUGAAAUGUAACCUGUCUUCCAGCCAUUUUGAAAAUCUCGCGUUUAUGUUCCCACAUUGCAGCAUCUUUCGCGCGGUAGCUGCUUGAUUACAUCUAAAAACCAAACAACCCCAGAAGUUUUCGUGUUUCAUCAGUGAUUCAUUUCAGGAUGAAUGUUAUUGAUCAUGUGCGGGACAUGGCGGCUGCGGGCCUUCAUUCCAACGUGCGGCUGAUGAGCAGCCUGCUGCUGACUAUGAGCACCAACAACCCGGAGCUCUUCUCUCCAGCACAGAAGUAUCAGCUGUUGGUGUAUCACGCUGAUGCCAUAUUUCACGAUAAAGAGUACAGAAAUGCGGCCUGCAAGUACAACAUGGCCCUGCAGCAGAAAAAGGUGCUGAGUAAAACGUCUAAAGUGCGUCCAUCCAGCACAGGAGGCACGUCUUCAGUCCAAACCCAGAACUUGCCUUCGGAGAUUGAGGUGAAGUACAAGAUUGCAGAGUGUUACACCAUUUUGAAGCUGGACAAAGAUGCCAUCUCGGUUUUGGACGGGAUUCCCUCGAGGCAGAGGACUCCCAAGAUCAAUAUGAUGCUGGCGAAUCUGUACAGAAAGGCCGGACAGGAACGAUCAGCGGUCACGAGCUACAAGGAAGUCCUGAGGCAGUGUCCUCUCGCGCUGGAUGCUAUUAUUGGGCUGCUGUCUCUGUCUGUGAAAGGGGCGGAGGUGGCCUCCAUGACCAUGGAUGUGAUCCAGAGUAUCCCCAAUCUGGACUGGCUUUCUGUUUGGAUCAAAGCCUACGCCUUCAUCCAUGGUGGAGAUAAUCACAGAGCCAUCAAUACAAUCUGCUCCCUGGAGAAGAAGUCUCUCCUGAGGGAUAACGUGGAUCUGUUGGUGAGCCUCGCAGACGUGUACUUCCGAGCCGGAGACACCAAGAACGCCAUUCUGAAAUUUGAGCAGGCGCAGAUGCUCGACCCCUAUUUAAUCAAAGGCAUGGAUGUGUACGGCUACCUUAUGGCUCGUGAAGGACAUUUGGAGGAUGUGGAAGUUCUCGGUGGUCGACUGUUUAACAUCUCGGAUCAGCACGCGGAACCCUGGGUAAUAUCUGGGUGCCACAGCUUCUACAGUAAGCGCUAUUCUCGAGCACUGUAUCUGGGGGCCAAAGCCAUUCAGCUGAACAGUAACAGCGUGCAGGCUCUGCUUCUGAAAGGUGCCGCUCUGCGCAAUAUGGGCCGGGUGCAGGAAGCCAUCAUCCAUUUUAGGGAGGCCAUGAGGCUGGCACCGUGUCGUCUGGACUGCUACGAAGGACUGAUCGACUGUUACCUGGCGUCCAAUGGCAUCCGUGAGGCAAUGGGCAUGGCCAAUAACAUCUAUAAGACUCUCGGUGCCAACGCCCAGACCCUCACUAUUUUGGCCACGGUGUGUCUGGAGGACCCCAUGACCCAGGAGAAGGCCAAGACCCUGUUGGACAAAGCGCUCGCCCAGCGGCCAGACUACAUCAAAGCUGUAGUGAAGAAAGCAGAGCUCCUCAGUCGAGAACAGAAAUACGACGAAGGCAUAACACUUCUGCGAAGUACACUGGCCAAUCAGAGCGACUGCAUGCUGCACAGAAUGCUGGGUGAUUUUCUAGUCGCUGUUAACGAGUAUCAGGAGGCCAUGGACCAGUACAGCAUAGCGCUGAGUUUGGAUCCAAAUGACCAGAAAUCUCUAGAAGGCAUGCAGAAGAUGGAGAAAGAGGAGAGCCCUACAGACGCCACGGUGGAGAUCGACGGAGACGACAUGGAGGGCAGCGGAGAGGAAGGCGACCUCGAGGGCAGCGACAGCGAGGCAGCGCAGUGGGCCGACCAGGAGCAGUGGUUCGGUAUGCAGUGAGCGGCAGCACUGAUCUCGGAUCAGCCUCCUUCUGACUCGUAUCAUCGCUCAGCAGGAUUUCAAGAACACAAACUGAUCCUGGAUCAACACUUAACUCUGGUGGAGUUUGAGGCAUUCUGUAUAAGCCUUGCCUACAGAAAGUGUUGCAGCGCCUCCUGCAGGCUGGGAGCUGGUGUCUGCGCAGGCCUGAGCACAGAAAAGCCUGACGAAUCUGUGCGUAUACCGUUGCACCGUUCUGAAGAACAGCGCUGAUGCUUGGAAACACUUUAACCACUUUGGCACUGUGUAACAAAAGCAAUGCCUUUAUAUCAGGUUUGUCUUUUGCCUUUACACAGGUCUCGUGACUCUACACAAUUCUGCUCUGCAUCAGUGCUUCGAUUUUGAAUCUAAUGGUGAUGCUGCGUCUGUUUUGAGCAGCCUGGUCACUUUUUAUUUUUAUUUUUCUCUCUUCCAGUUUUGCCAUAGCAAGAUUUCUCACAAACCAUUUUCUAAUGAAACAUGAACUUAAUAGCUCAUUUGCUCUUAGGACCCAGCAGCAAAGCUUUAGUGUCAUCACAUGUGUCUCAGAUCAUUGAUUUCUCUUACUUCUCACGCGAAUAAUGAAAAUACAGCACAGACUAACAAACUAUCACCAGAAUUGCUGAACACAUCACUCAUAUUUCAAUAGAAACAUAUUUACUUUGGUUCUGGGUGGAUUUUACCUUGUGCUAAUUUAGUUUUUUUUUUUUUUUUUUUAAGAUGGCCUUGUGAACAGUCCCCCUCCCCCCCUUUUUUUCUUCUUCUUCCCGCAUAUAGUUCCUCAUCCAAGUUUUCCUGACGUCAUUAAGUAAAGAACCGUACAGAAGAACGAACCCUUUCAAAAGAAGAAAACUUUCGUUUCCCGUCGGCGUAUUGAUCAAGUUUAAUUCAUGUAGCCUGAAGUGCUCUUUGUGGUGUUAGGUAUUUUUUAUUCUAAUGUUUCUAACAAUAUUGUGGCAUUGUGAACUGUGAAUAAUACUAUUUUUCAAUGUUAACAAAUAAAUCAUGACAUAUUCUUUA